UGCUUAGUAUUACAUUGCAAUUCGUGUCGGUUAGUACGGCCAAGUGAUUAGUUCCGUAAGUUCACGCAGGAACGUUUUUUUUUUGUCAAGAACAUACAGAGUCAAGAUACAACGUACGUCUGAAAGCGGCGACAUCGACAGCUAAAGAAACAAACAACACCACCAAAAAAAGAGUACACAAGACUAUAUAGCAUUCGUAGCAAUUUCGAGUAAACGCAAACUAUUGAUGCGUCCAAUCUAACAUUUAAUCGGAAUUUUCGGUUUUUUUUUCUUUCCCUUUCGUCAAGCGUGUUUUGUUCACGUUUUUCAUGAUUGUUGUGUGCCUUGGACUGUUUUGGAAUUGGUAAUCGUGUGACCAACGUUAAUGUGUGAUAAGAAUUAAAAUAAAAUAAAAACGAAGGAAAGAAAUUGCAAACUUAUUCAUUUAUCUUGAAUCACAAUAAUUUUCCUUCCGGUUUCAAAUUCGAUGUUUGCUUGGCAGUGAUUUUUAUCUCCAUUUAUUGACGGGGCGGUGUGUAAUUUUGGGUGUUUUAAUAUAUCGAAUAAUUUUUAUAAUUAAAAGAGAGAAUAGAAAUACACACAGACACAUACGAAAAUAAAAGAAAUUUUGAUUAUUGAAGGAGUUAGUGGUAGAAGUGCAACGUAAAAAUGGCUACAAAUAAUGUAUUUAAUAAGCUCAAGAAUAAGGAGCUCACCGACGAUGAGCGCACUGAAAUGAAGGAAAAAUUCGCUGAUAUUGAUAAAAACAACGAUGGGUUCAUUGAACUGAACGAGUUGAAAGAUGCGCUAGAUCAAUGCGGUUUUAAAUUGCCGGGGUAUCGAGUACGUGAAAUGAUCGCUGAAUAUAGCAAACAGAAUGUUAGCACUCAGGGUAAAUUAUCGUACGAAGAGUUUGAGGCAUUAUGUACGGAUUUGAAGGCAAAAGAAGUGGCCAGCACAUUCAAAACGGCCGUCUCGAAAAAGGAAAAUGUUGAAAAAUUGGGCGGCAUGUCAAGUCAAUCGGCUGACGGUACAACACAUUCGGUGCGCAUGGAAGAACAAUUAGCAUUUUCCGAUUGGAUCAAUUCCAAUUUAAUUUUAGACAAAGACCUAAAGCAUUUGUUGCCAAUUGAUGGUGAAGGCAAGACAUUGUAUCAAAAAAUCAAGGAUGGCAUAUUGCUGUGUAAAAUCAUAAACCAUUCGUGCCCGGAUACAAUCGAUGAACGUGCUAUAAACAAGAAAAACUUGACCGUUUAUCGUGAAUUUGAGAAUUUGACAUUGGCUCUGGUUUCCUCGCAAGCAAUUGGUUGCAACAUUGUCAAUAUUGAUGCUCAUGAUUUGGCUAAGGGUAAACCGCAUUUGGUACUCGGUUUACUUUGGCAAAUUAUUCGUAUCGGUCUAUUUUCACACAUUUCACUUGACAAUUGCCCACAAAUUGCAACACUUUUAUUGGAUGGCGAACGAUUAGAGGAUCUUUUGAAGUUAUCACCCGAAGCAAUUCUAUUGCGUUGGGUUAACUAUCAUUUGGAGCGUGCCGGUGUUGCCAGACGAUGCACUAAUUUCCAAAGCGACAUCACCGAUUCUGAAGUCUAUUCAUAUUUAUUGAAACAAAUUGCACCAGCCGAUGCCGGUGUUACGGUUGAAGCAUUGCGCGAACAUGAUUUGAGUAAUCGGGCAGAGGUUAUGUUGCAACAAGCAGCCAAACUGAAUUGUCGCAGUUUUCUUACACCACAAGACGUUGUGAACGGUGUGUACAAAUUGAAUUUGGCUUUCGUUGCCAAUCUGUUCAACAAUCAUCCAGGCCUCGAUCAACCCGAACAAAUCGAAGGACUCGAUGCAAUUGAAGAAACGCGCGAGGAGAAGACGUAUCGAAACUGGAUGAAUUCCAUGGGGGUGAAUCCACACGUGAAUUGGUUGUAUUCAGAUUUGGCCGAUGGUUUAGUAAUCUUCCAAUUGUUCGACGUCAUUAAACCUGGUUCAGUGAAUUGGAAUCGUGUGCACCGUAAAUUCUCUCCGUUGCGAAAAUUCAUGGAAAAACUUGAAAACUGUAAUUAUGCCGUUGAAUUAGGAAAACAGCUGAAAUUUUCGUUGGUCGGCAUCGCUGGGCAUGAUCUUAGUGACGGAAAUGCAACAUUGACUUUGGCAUUGAUUUGGCAAAUUAUGCGCGCAUACACAUUAUCGGUGCUAACAAGUUUGGCCCAUUCAAAUACGCCAAUAAUUGAAAAGGAGAUUGUUGCUUGGGUGAACAGUAAAUUGGAAUCGGCCGGAAAAACAAGCAGCAUACGAAACUUCCAAGAUUCAAGAAUAGCCGAUGGCAAAAUUGUCAUCGAUUUGGUCGAUUCAAUCAAACCGGGAAGUGUCAACUAUGACAAUAUCAAGAGUGGUGAAUCUGAAGAGGAUCAUUUGGCAAAUGCAAAAUAUGCAAUUUCAAUGGCACGAAAGAUUGGUGCUCGUGUGUACGCGCUUCCAGAGGAUAUAACCGAAGUAAAACCGAAAAUGGUGAUGACAGUAUUUGCAUGCUUGAUGGCAAUGGAUUACAUUCCAAACAUGGAUUCGGUGCAGAAUCAAAACAACUCAACACCGGUCGUUGCUACAGAAACGACAUACGUUCAAAGUAACGGUGACUAGGCGCGGUCAUUUUUGUGCACCACGCAUUUCAAGCACAAUAACAAAUAAAUGAUAGCAUUCAUGUAGUAUUCGUGAUUGAAUCCCCGAUUUCAUUAGUUUGAUAAGAGAGUAAUGGAAAAAAAGCAGUUGCAAUUAAAUAGCAAAACGAACCAAUGAAUAGAAACGAAUUGAAUAAUAAUAAUAAUGAUAAAAUAAAAGCGAAAUGGACAAAGAGUGAAAUAUCGGAAUAAACAAAUGGGAACGAAAGCAAAUGGCACAUAGAUUAGAGUUUAUUCUCGAAGUUGAGUUUAUUGCUUCGGAAUUUGUAUUUUAAUUGUAUGGCCGUAUCUUAUCACUGAAGAUAACCACAUUUUUUUUUAACAAAAAAAGAAAAGUGACUCUUUUUUCCAAAGAAUUUUCGACGGAUGCAAAGUUCUUAAUAAUUGUUUGAAAAACCAUCAGCAAAAUAUUGAUUGAUUAACAUUUUAGCUAAAGAAAUUCUUUCUUAAGAAAAAAAAAA
Molecule: messenger RNA, 3106 nt
Organism: Contarinia nasturtii (swede midge)
Lineage: Eukaryota; Metazoa; Arthropoda; Insecta; Diptera; Cecidomyiidae
Gene: Fim
Product: plastin-2
Exons: 5
Coding region: 649-2607 (652 amino acids)
Biological process (GO): actin filament network formation; actin filament bundle assembly
Cellular component (GO): actin filament; cytoplasm; actin filament bundle
Molecular function (GO): calcium ion binding; actin filament binding
Source: RefSeq, a predicted model, not a curated record